AGGCGCGCCAGACGUUGCUUAGCCAAUCAUAAGACACGCCGGCGACGACUUCUGGCCAGGCCGUGCGUUUCAUUGGAUGGCGGGAAGAUGAGAGGAAACAUGCAGCGCUUUAAAAGCUGACAGCAAAGCAGAUGCGAAGUGUAUAAAGUUUCAUGUGAGCAUCUGACAAAUACCCAACUGUUCUUUUUCCAAGGAUUUGCUGGAGGCCAGAAAAGAACGCAAUCCAGGGACUGUCAGUUCAUUUAAGAGGUGUAUGGCCCCAUACUCUUGUAACAUGAAUCCUGUCCAGGGGUCUCCCUCCCAAGAUCCGACAGUUCAGGAGAAAGGAAACACUGAGAAGGAAGACCUUAAAUCACCAGACAAGAUUGCCAAAGGAUGUAAAAGCAAGACAUUCAGCCUUCCUUUCAGUGUGGAGUCGCUGAUCUCACAAAGAACAACUUACAGGACACAGUAUUCUGCAUUUGAUGCAGAUGUGGGUCUGUCAAAGACUGUGGCAGAGCAGGAGAAAUCAGACCCAUCUCCAAGGACGCUAUAUAGAGGAGGUAACAUUUCCAUGGAUACUUUCCCAAACUUGACAGAAUGCACAAGAAACGAUACUGAGGACCCUAAUGAAAAGGAUCAGAGCACCUGGAUCCAGAAUUCAACUUUUUCAACAUCUCCUAGAGACUCAAGCCCACCUCCAUGUCCCCUCAGGAAGCACAAGAACAACAGAAAACCUCGGACCCCUUUCACCACAUCACAGUUACUUUCACUAGAGAGAAAGUUUCGUCAGAAACAGUACCUCUCCAUAGCAGAAAGAGCUGAAUUCUCCAAUUCUCUCAAUCUGACAGAGACUCAAGUGAAAAUCUGGUUCCAGAACAGGCGGGCUAAAGCGAAGAGACUGCAGGAGGCUGAGCUCGAGAAGUUUAAACUGGCAGCGAAGCCACUGGUUCCAGCCUUUGCCUUUCCUUUCCCUCUUGGUGGGCCCUUGACUUCUCCAUCCAUUUACGGACAUUCCAACUCCUUCCCAAGGCCCACCUUACCAGUUCCGGGACUUUUCAACGGACCUGUUGCCUAUGGGAUGUAUUAUCUGUCCUAAAGAAGACUAACCCAGCAGGAAAAUGAAGAGCAUCCAUACUGUCAUCUUCAUGUUGCCAUGUAAAGUCACUGCAGUGUGCAGUGCUACACUGGUAUGUGCCCAGUGGGUGCUACUAGGAGGCACUUACCACAGGAGAAAACUCUGCAUUUAGUUCUUUUUCUUCCACCUCAUUGUAUUCACAGGUACCGAUACUGAGUGAAACUGACUUCGGGUGUUCAACCACAGUGACAUUAAUCUCCUUUUUUUAACAAUAGCAGUCAGUUUGUAUUAUUCUUUUUGUUUGGUAAAUAUUUUUUAUAUUUAAAUAAAGUGCAUGUCUUCCUUUGGAUCUCAAUUUCUUCUUCCCCCUUGCACAAGUGUACAUCAUGUCUAAUGGAAGAACGCUAAAUUUGUAGCUGUCUGGUCAUGUUGUACGUACUUUUUUCAUUAAACCCAGUUUUGAGAGCUAAAAUCAUGUGUAUGAAAUUCCAUUGAAUAAGUGUAGUUUAUAACACUUGUUGUGGCUGUAAAAGGUAAAUUAUUUCACGUUAAUUCCACGACCUGUGCCUUUCCGCCGGGUUUCCUGUUGAAAUCCGCUCGUGUGCUUAAUGAGAUGUUCCGCGUUGUCACAGCGUAGGUACUGAGGUACGCAGGUACAGCAGCGCUGUAACACUGCGGAACAUCUUAUUAACAGCACACGAUACGAGCCGAAACCAUCUUUCGGAACCGAAAUUCUACCUGCGCUACAUAAAGUCGGUGCAAAGAUUUGCUGCGGAGCAAGUAAACGCGUUCUUGACGUGAUUUCCAAGACCCCGUGGACUCUUCUGAGCAUUUGAGAAAAAACACACACACACACACACACACUGUAUUUGCUUUCAAAGCAAGUCUGCUGAAUAAGUAAAUCUAAAUGUAAAUGUAAGUCACACUGAGCGCGCAUCUUUUUUUUUUUAUCGGUAUUAAAAACUGGUGCUUCCUACUUCAGUUCAUAAUGGAGCAAAAACCACUACUGUGCUAGAGUGUGUAGCAGGGUACAUUUUUAUCUGAAAAACUCCCUAGUAUUUUCUAAAGAAGAAAAAAAGUUUUACUACUUUAAGAAUUUUUAGAGGUUUCUAUUUUGUUAACUUGUACUUGAUGGGAAUGAGCGGCGGGGUGGUUGGAAAUGCCUGUAAUAAAAAAGACGGUAAAAUAUCUGGAGAGAAGGCUGAAAAUGCGACAGUUGUUAAAUAUAAUUAACCUGCAUUUGAUUAUUGUGAAAACAGAAAAGGUUUUGAAUGCUCAUGGGUUCAUUGGUUUAUAAUGUAACGCAAACUGUACUAUAGAGAUGCCGCCUGUUUUCGCAGAUUUCAAACUUCUCUAAAGAAAAUAUUUAUAAAAUGUUUACAUAUCAUUUGUACAUGUCAUGUGUAUAUUUUUUAAAUG
Messenger RNA from Scleropages formosus (Asian bonytongue), 2476 nucleotides. Its product is annotated as homeobox protein MSH-C-like. Gene Ontology annotation, cellular component: nucleus. The coding region runs from base 254 to 1078 and encodes 274 amino acids. The transcript is spliced from 2 exons. NCBI's taxonomy places the organism in Eukaryota, Metazoa, Chordata, Actinopteri, Osteoglossiformes, Osteoglossidae. Gene Ontology annotation, biological process: regulation of transcription by RNA polymerase II; embryonic morphogenesis. Gene Ontology annotation, molecular function: RNA polymerase II transcription regulatory region sequence-specific DNA binding; DNA-binding transcription factor activity, RNA polymerase II-specific. The record is from RefSeq and is a predicted model, not a curated record.